GGUCAAUCGGUUUAGGCGGGGAGCUUAGAGUCGGUGGGUUGUUAUAUCGUUUUGUUUACGGAAGAAGAAGAAGGCAGCGAUGGCAUAAACAAAGACCGAUGUCCAUUUGAAAACGUUCAACCGUGUAUAGUUUAAUCUUUUUUAAUGUUGAUCUCAAUGCCCGUGGACAUAAAUAACCUUGCAGAUGGAUGGCUGGAGCUGGAAAGUGAUCCAGGGCUCUUUACACUACUACUGGAGGAUAUGGGAGUGCGGGGCGUUCAAGUUGAAGAAAUUUAUGAUCUUCAGAAAUCCUUUGAAGGCAAAGUUUAUGGGUUUAUAUUCCUUUUCAGGUGGAUAGAAGAAAGAAGAUCAAGAAGGAAAAUUGUUGAAAACACUGACAAUUAUGUUCGUAAUGAAGCCGUAGUAAAUAACAUGUUCUUUGCACAGCAGAUGGUUCCUAAUAGCUGUGCUACCCACUCAUUACUGUCAGUAUUGCUGAACUGCUCUGCUCUUGAUUUAGGACCAACUCUUUCAAGACUGAAAGUGCUCACAGUUGGAAUGGACCCAGAAAAUAAAGGUUGGGCAAUUGGCAAUACACCUGAACUUGCCAAUGCACAUAACUCCCAUGCAGCUCCUCAAGCAAGGAGAAGACCAGAUAAGACACCUGGAGUGCCAACAAGUAGUAGAGUGUCAAAUGCAGAGACAUUCCACUUUGUAUCGUAUGUUCCAGUCAAUGGACGUCUCUUUGAGUUAGAUGGUUUAAAACCCUCCCCUAUUGACCAUGGGCCCUGGCUUGAAGGAGAAGAUUGGACUGAAAAGUUUCGACGUGUGAUUACAGAGAGGCUUGGUAUUGCCACUGGUGGAGAACCUUAUCAUGACAUACGAUUUAACCUUAUGGCAGUUGUUCCAGAUAAGAUUACAGCUUAUAAAAGGAAACUGGUUGCUCUUAGAAGGCACAGGGAAACCAUUUUGGAAGCCUUGCAUCAGUUUGUUAGGCAAAAGUAUCCAGAUUAUAUUGGAAAAGAAAAGUUACGGGCCAUUCACCCUUCUCACAUAGAGGAUGAUAUUGAAGAAGGCAAUAAUCUUUCAUUGCUAGCUGUGGCUGCUUCUCAAAAACUUGAGGCCCAAGGUUAUGCAGAUGCUUCAUUUACUGAUCAUCAAGAAACUUCCCAAGAAUCAAAAGUUCAUCAGACUCCUAUCAAAAGUGAACAUUCAUCUCUGGCUUCAGCAUUAUCAUCAGUUGGUAACAUUUCAGCACCACCAGAUUAUGCAACUCCAUUAACAAUAGAAACCUCUCCUGGUCCCCCAUCAACUCCUAGCACAGAUACUGCUUCGGAAGCUGGAAGUGCCUUUAAUUCACCUCAGAGUAGUCCAUCUGCAAGCUGUGAAUACCAGCAGUUGGUAGUAGUGCGCAUGGCUCCAUUGACACCUACGCUUUCCCAAUCAGCUUCUGCAGCAGCUAAUGUGUCAAAUUCUUAUUCUGCUCCUACUAGUGUUCCUAGUGCCAUUCCUAACAAUUCAGGAAGUAUUGAAGGCCCCCCUGAUGAUCCUGGAGGUACAUCAUCAACAAAUUCUAUUACAUCACUUAUACAAGACAGUACUUCCAAGAGACUUCCUUUGGAAAGCAAUGUUAGAGAGUACGCUCAAGAUAAGGGAGAUGCUGAAGUUCACCAGAUGGAGAAUUCUAGUGAAUCGUUAUUAUUUGGUGACAUCAAACCAGAGCCACAGCCUUUUGACUCUACAGGACCUUGUGAAAGUCAUGCAUACAACGAUGGUUCUCCAGGUCUAAGAUCACAGUUUGAUGUUAAACAAGAAAGCAUUGACAAAAAAUCUGAUAUUGGUGACGAGGAUAAAGAAAUGUUUAUAAGUAAAAGUACCUGUGAUUCUGAUAUUGUGGAGUCAUUAGAAGAUGGCACAUUUGCACCAACUGACCUUCUUUCAUUGGUUAACGUUAUGGGGAAGGAAAUAACUUCAUGUGAAACCUUAUUGAAAGAUGAACUGGAUAAAAGGAAACGGUAUAAGGUAGAUGAUAGCAGAAGAACUCACAACUACGAUCAGUUUAUUAUAACAUUUUUGGCUAUGCUAACUGAGCAGGGGAAAUUAGGUGAUCUGGUAAAGCAGCAAUUGCAGCCGUCAAGGAAAAGACCAGCGCCCACUCCAGCAAAUAGUAGAGGAUCAUCAAAAGCACCAAUGAGAAGGGAAUCAAAAUCUUCACCUAAUGCAGCAGCAAAUAGAAAGAGAGGAAGAAAGAAAAAAUCCAAAGGUAAAAAACGCAAGAGAUAAUGAACUUCAUCAUGUGUAACUUGCAUUAAGGAUAAAUGAGUAUACUGCGUAUAAAAGCUCUUUAUAUAACAUAAAAUAUUGACAUCGGAAGUGAAAUGUAAAAUUUUUAUUCCGUAAUAAAAGUACUUUAACAGUAAUUUACUAUAAGCAA
This is a messenger RNA of Macrobrachium nipponense, 2413 nucleotides long. It is a transcript of the gene calypso, whose product is annotated as ubiquitin carboxyl-terminal hydrolase calypso-like. Gene Ontology annotation, cellular component: cytoplasm. Gene Ontology annotation, biological process: protein deubiquitination; ubiquitin-dependent protein catabolic process. The record is from RefSeq and is a predicted model, not a curated record. The coding region runs from base 145 to 2262 and encodes 705 amino acids. The transcript has 15 exons. Lineage: Eukaryota; Metazoa; Arthropoda; Malacostraca; Decapoda; Palaemonidae. Gene Ontology annotation, molecular function: cysteine-type deubiquitinase activity.